UGACGACGUCACGUGACCCACGCUACCCGCCAUCUUUGCUUAUCGUAUAAACAGUGCAACCGGGCUCCCCGCGAUUUCUACUAACAAAUCUGUGGUUUUCCUGUGUUUUUGAGUGAUUUCGACACGAAGAAAUGUCCGACAUUAAAGCGGAGACCAAGAGUGACAACAGUAUCGACGACGUGUCAAAGGAUCAGACAGUCCAAGAUAAACCAACUCCCACCAAAAAUAAACGUGGUGGAACCAAACGGCUAUCGACUUUAGAACGAACGGCCCAGGAAGGAGAGGCUAUCAUAAAGGGCUUGAACACCGCCGUUGGAGAAAUGGAGGGAAGAAGGCGCACUCGCAGCUCGGCGCGUGGACUAAGCACCCCAACUCCGGCUCCAUCUCCUCCAAAAAAGGAAAAGAAAGAAACUCCGGCCAAGGGUACUGGUCGUGGACGCGGGCGUCCUAAAAGGCAAGAUAAAAACAAUGAAAACAAUACGGAGGAAGAAACGGUCAACAAUAAGAAUGACAAGAGUGGAGCUGAUGAAUCUACGAAGAUGGAAGUCGAUGAAAUCAAAGAAGACGAAGUUGAAAAACCAGUCAGUGAAGAAAAGAGUCCGGAAGUGCCGGUAGAAAGUAAAGAAGUUGCGGAAUCCAAACCAGAGACGAACUCCGAGGAGGAAAAAACGACAGAGGAAUCGGAAAAUUCUUCGGAGAAGCCUAAAAGUGAAACGCUUCCCAGCGAAACGAAAAAAGAUGAGAAAGAUGAAGUCAAGGACACUUCUGACUCUAGCCAAGACGCGACGGAUGCUGCAGCGGACGUUCCAUCUCCUUCACCUCCCUCUUCGGAGACUCCAAAGUCUGCUCCAGCUACCAAUGCAACCACGAUUCCAAGCUCCACCACCAACACAACUACCAACACUAAUAGCCCAGUUACAGCUGCCAAUACCGUCAACUCUCCAACGGGCAAUACCACGACAACUACCAACGCCACCACCACCCCCACUACUACCAACACCACCGAGGAUAAGAAGGAAUAACGUCCCUCCGCCUACUUUAACCACAUCUUUCAUGUACCAAGGCGGCGCACACAUCGGGGUUCACAAAUCCAGUCCCCUCGUCUAUUUUAACUAAGUGACACCUCGUUGUUAAUCGUCAUUCUAAUCAGCGCAUCUGAUUAUUUUUACUACUCUUAAUGUCCAGUUAUAAUUUACUAUAUUAAGUAUCUGAAAAGCGGUCGCUUUAGGUGCUUACACAGUUCUGUCUUCAGGUAUAAUGAAGAAAAAAGAGAAAGAAAAAACUGACCGUGGAAGCAUAAAUAUUCAAUUUCGAUGGUAACGUUAGGUAUUACCAUAUUGUAUGUAAAGACAAUCUUUCAUGUCGCAUGCCGUUCAUUACAUUAGCUGUGCUGGUUAGCGGCGAUGACAAAAUUUGGUGUAGAGCAUACAUUGUUCAUGUACAAUGAUAAUAUUAUUGUAAAAUAUAUUUAAUAUGGACUCAUAUAGAUCCGCUGUUUUCAAAUCUGAGCUGGGACUGGAGUUUUUAUUGAUGAACAAAGGAAGAAAAAAAAAAGAAGAGAAUACAUGAAACACAUCUCCAAUCCUGGCAUUGAUCUGAAAAUAGUUUUAAUUAAAAUAUCUUUGUAGAAAAUUAUUAUAAUAUUUCUUACCAAUGUGAAUUACGAUUGAAUGAAACUGAGUAUAUGAAUUACGUGGCGAGAUGAUUUCUUCUUGUACAUUUAUUUUAUUUUAUUUUUUUUUGUUUUUUGGUUUCGUCAUUUUCUUUUUCUGUGGUAAGCAGAAAUGAAAUUUCUGAUCAACUUAAUAAUCAGAUUGGCUAUUUAUAAAAAAAAGAAAAGAAAUUAAUGAACAUAUAAAUAAAAAUGAAUUGAAUAUAAAGUAAAAUAUUAAAUCUAUCUGUUACGAGAUUAAAUCUAAUAAGCUGUAUCCUUGUUUUGUUUUCAUCACUUCCGUAUUGAAUACAUGAUUAUUUUGUAUUUUGCCAAUAACUCUUUUAUUGCAAUUUAUCGUACGUUAAACGUACAGGGGGGUAAAAAAACGAAUCAAUUGAAAAUAAUACGAUAUUUUACUCACAUAAGUCUCGUUUGUCGUCGCUGUGCAGUUUUAUUAUUUCGUUUUUCUUUUUUUCUUCUAUGUUCUAAUUUGAAUUUGAAAUAAAUAACAAGAGUGGUAAACAAAAAAAAGAAAAGAUAGCUCUCAUGAAACUUGUUUGAUGAAUUUUUUUAUAGACAAACGUUAAAUCUUCGACUUCACUUUGCUAUCAAAUUAUACAUAUAUACAAAUGUAUAAGCGUAUAUACUGUAUUGCGAACAUGAUGUUACUUUUAUAAACAAAAGGAGAUGGAAAAAAAAAGGAAAAAAAAACAAACAAAAAAACCAUUUGAAAGUUCAAUCAGUUCUCGAUCAUUUUUUUUUUUUUUUUCUGGAUAUUUUAUUUCUUCCGUACAUCCUGGUCCAAUAUUAAAUAUGUUAAUAUUAUUGUGUAUCUGAACGGUUGUGAGUGUACAGAUAGAUUAUAUGAUCGAUGCACUAUAUUCAGCAAGACCGCACUUAACGAGACAUUCAUACCAAAUUAUGAUACGAUCAAUUAUUUCUGUUAUUAUAAUAUAGGUAAUAAAUAAUUGUUAGCAGUUUAAAAUGAAUGUCAACUUUUAAUAAUACGUUAUAGUGUGAAACGUUGUUAUAAACUAUGGUGUACCAUCUAGAUUUUCACCUCAUCGUACCAUUAUCUCACGAGGCUUGUUACAUACAUUCCACCAAACUUCACGUCGCUCUUUUUGCUCUGUAUGUAUGUAGAUAGAAUUUUUCUACCGUCAAAUACUGUAUAUUGAACCCGAAACAAGGGGCAAGAGUAUAAGAAUUGUAUUUGCUAAAAAAAAAAUUUAAACUUGUGCGAAAAACUCGAUCGGUGUAUUCAUAGUUACACAGAAAAAAAACAGGAACAAAAAGAAAAUUAAAAAUUAAAAAAUAUUACUCCAAACUGUCGAUACGAAUGAAAGAAAAAAAGAAAAGAGUCUAGUUGGUAAUUUGCAAUCAUUAUAUACAACAUAUAUGUAUAAGUAUAUAAAUAUACAUACUAUAUAUAGAUACUACCACAGCCCGUGUAAAUAUAUAUAGUAAAUGCUUAGGUGGAAAAUAAUGGAAUUUGUAUUCGACGAUUGUGAAAAAUAUUAGAAGAAGGGAAGAAAAAACAAGAAACUAAAAAACCGUAAGGAACGGAGUGAUUAAAUUCUAAAAUAAAGAAAAAAGAAAGAGAAAAAAUUUUUUAACAAAUAAGUAAAAGCAGUGAAGAAUAUUUUGGAAAAUUUUAUAACGGGUGUGUAACUAAGUGAUGAUGACGCAGACUGCGGAUCGUUUGAUAAUACAUUGGAGUCUCGUUUGGUGCAGGUUAUAUAGAUUAGUAUAAAUGAUUAGAGUUACAUAUAGAAUAAAUAUUUACUAUAUGAACAAUAAUAAUGGUUAUUGACUUGUUCCGGAACUCGACAACUUUACUGGAAUAUAGGUGUUGAAGAAGAAAAAAAUGAAAUACAUAUAUUAGCAUAUUAUCAUUGAAAAAGAGAAAAAAAAAUGAACAAAAAAACAACUUUCAAAUUAUUAACGAGUGAAUUGUGAAAAGACGUGAAAUUGUUUUCGUACAUUUUCUUCUUUAGUUCAGGUCAGAUUCUCAGCAGUUUUUUUUUCUAAGCCGCUUCUAACUCUUUUAUUAGGUCUAUCUUUGACUUACAAUUAGAUCAUUGAGUACGCUCAGAUCUCAUUCCUAAUUAUUCGCCUAUCCAUUUUGUCGCGUUAGCCAUGUUUUCAUUUUAUUUAAUAGUAAAAAUUCAAUAGGACCAUUUCUGGUGAACAUCGUCCGACGAGCACGGCGACAACGACUACGAUAAACAGGGAUGGUUGUUAUCGGUGAUCGUCAUCAUCCUCGUAAGACAAUGACAAUUGCAGAUCGACUUUUGUAACAAACUUGCUUUAUUGAAAAACAAAUAAAUGAAUAAUUAAUUAAAAAUAAA
Molecule: messenger RNA, 4005 nt
Organism: Athalia rosae (coleseed sawfly)
Lineage: Eukaryota; Metazoa; Arthropoda; Insecta; Hymenoptera; Athaliidae
Product: dual specificity protein kinase shkD-like
Exons: 4
Coding region: 132-1022 (296 amino acids)
Source: RefSeq, a predicted model, not a curated record